Messenger RNA from Scatophagus argus, 2088 nucleotides. RefSeq names its product E3 ubiquitin/ISG15 ligase TRIM25-like. The transcript has a single exon. The record is from RefSeq and is a predicted model, not a curated record. Lineage: Eukaryota; Metazoa; Chordata; Actinopteri; Scatophagidae. The coding region runs from base 135 to 1622 and encodes 495 amino acids. Gene Ontology annotation, molecular function: zinc ion binding; protein binding.
CCUCCCCUUUACAGAUCUGUAGAUGUGAGGGCUGAUAGACCUCAUUCAGUGCAGCAAGUGAACGACAGCAGAGGGAGAAUUGAUUCUGUCUGUUCAGAGAAAGUGAAACUAUUUGACACUGACUGAGAACUGCAAUGGCGCAGCAAGAAAAUCCACUGGAUCAACGAAAAUUCUGUUGUUCGAUCUGUCUGGUUCUACUGAAGGAGCCGGUGACGAUUCCCUGUGGACACAACUACUGCAUGAACUGUAUUAAAACCCACUGGGAUGAAGAGGAUGAGAGGAGAAUCCACAGCUGCCCUCAGUGUUUGCAGACCUUCACACCGAGGCCUGUCCUGAUGAAAAACACCAUGUUAGCAGAUUUAGUGGAGGAGCUGAAGAAGAAGACUGGACUUCAAGCUCAUGGUUCUCAGGAGAACAUGUGCUCUCGCCAUAAUGUGGUGAUGAAGAUGUUCUGCCGUACUGAUCAGCAGUGUAUCUGUUAUCUCUGCCCUUUGGAUGAACAUAAAGGCCACAACACAGUGUCAGCUGCAGCAGAAAGGACUGAGAGGCAGAGAGAAGUCGAGGUGAGUCUACAAAACAUCCAGCAGAGAAUCCAGGACAGACAGAAAGAAAAGGUGCUUCAACAGGAGGUGGAGGCCAUCAGUCGCUCUGCUGAUAAAGCAGUGGAGGACAGUGAGAAGAUCUUCACUCAGCUGAUCCGUCUCAUGGAGAAAAGAAGCUCUGAUGUGAAGCAGCAGCUCAGAUUCCAGCAGCAAACUGAAGUGAGUCGAGUCUUGGAGCUUCAGGAGAAGCUGGAGCAGGAGAUCACUGAGCUGAAGAGGAAAGACGCUGAGCUGAAGAAGCUCUCACACACAGAGGAUCACACCCAGUUUCUACACAACUACCCCUCACUGUCAGCACUCAGUGAGUCCACACACUCAUCCAGCAUCAACAUCCGUCCUCUGAGAUACUUUGAGGAUGUGACGGCUGCUGUGUCAGAGCUCAGAGACAAACUACAGGACGUCCUGAGGGACACAUGGACAAACGUCUCACUGGCUGAAGUGGAUGUUUUACUGCCACAACCAGAGCCCAAGACCAGAGCUGACUUCUUAAAAUAUUCACGUGAAAUCACACUGGAUCCAAACACAGCACACACAUGGCUGUUAUUAUCUGAGGGGAACAGAAAAGCAACAGUAAUGAGAACGUAUCAGUCUGAUCACCCAGACAGAUUCACUGGCUGGUAUCCUCAGGUCCUGAGCAGAGAGAGUCUGACUGGACGUUGUUACUGGGAGGUGGAGUGGAGAGGGAGCGGAGUUCGUGUAGCAGUCGCAUACAAGAAUAUCAGCAGAUUGGGCGGCUGGAAUGAAUGUGGAUUUGGACGAAAUAAUAAAUCUUGGUCAUUAUAUUGUGACAAAAAAAGGUAUAAUUUUUGGUACAACAAUGUCCAAACUGCUGUCUCAGGUCCUCCGUCCUCCAGAGUAGGAGUGUACCUGGAUCACAGUGCAGGUAUUCUGUGCUUCUACAGCAUCUCUGAAACCAUGACUCUCCUCCACAGAGUCCAGACCACAUUCACUCAGCCUCUCUAUGCUGGACUUAGACUUUAUUAUCGUCAAGACACUGCUGAGUUCUGUAAACUGAAAUAGACAGAAGUCAUUUAAUGGGCUGUGGGUUCAAUUCUGUUUUAAUUCUUCAACUCAUUUUGUCUUCAUGUUUGUUGCUGAGAUUGUUGUGGCGUCUCUUCACUGCACUGAGAUCAGCUGUCAGUCAAACAUUGUGGGCGGAACUUUGACACCUUCUCACUUGUUCUGUAAAGGUUUGAGUUUCUGUAGCAAGGAGAAGAAAUGUUCUUGCUGUCUAAAUUGAUGUAGAAAUGAGGUACUGUGGGGUAUUAUAGAAGUGUAAUUAUCAAAAUCAAUAAUAAUUACAAUCAAUAAGGAGAUCUCUGAUUAUUUUCUUUCACAUAGCUGAGAUUCUGCUUAAACAAACUGAUUGUGUGGUUGAAAUGAAUCUGUACAUGAAAUCACUGAACGAGUCAUUUAACAGCCUUCACUGUUGGGACGUGUGAACAAAUCGAACAUUUCUAUCAUGAAUAAACACACAUGAACAAAG